Messenger RNA from Pocillopora verrucosa, 845 nucleotides. NCBI's taxonomy places the organism in Eukaryota, Metazoa, Cnidaria, Anthozoa, Scleractinia, Pocilloporidae. The record is from RefSeq and is a predicted model, not a curated record.
AUGGCGGCGUUUCGAUAUGUUGGCGUGUGCAGAUGCGUAAACCUAGGACGGCGUUUUAAGCCUGUAUUGACGACCACUGGUUGUCUGCCUUCAAAGAAUGAGGUAUUAGAAUUAACUGGUCAAACUUCACUUGUUGGACUUUUUCACCAACACAGGGGAAAAGGAUUCUUGGGUAAUGAAAGGAUCUGUGGGAACAAGCAUCUUCAUUCCAAGCAGUUUUCAACUGAUUCUGGACAUUACAGUUCAAACCCUAAAAAGAAAACUCUGUACUCACUGAUUAACAUUAAAUACAAGGGAAGUGAUGAAGCUGUGUUAAGGAGUUACACUAAGUUUAUGACAAUGGCUGCAGAACAUCUAGACAUUGAUAUCUCUAACAGAAUUUUGCUACCAAUAGCAAUUGAAAGGCACACACUUCUGAAAUCACCACACAUUAACAAGAAGCACAGAGCACAGUAUGAGGUUCGGACACAUGGGCGCAUGUUACAGGUUAGGAAUGUAACCCAAGAAACAGCAGAUGUAUUCCUUGAGUACAUUCAGCGUAACAUACCAGAGGGAGUCAGUAUGAAAGUAGAACAAACAGAGCUGGAAUCAAUCUCAGACUACUUUGAGCUGCCUCCUGAAGCACAAGAAUUCCUCAAACAACAGGAAAGCAAUCAAAGGACAACAUAAUAAUUUUACUUCUGAUCACACCUCAUACUGAGAGCAAUCAACUUUUGCUGAAUAUUGUGUAUAGUUGUGAAGGAAAUCAGUUUCAAAUAUAACAGUAACCUAAAGAGCUGGGUGUCACAUAUAACUAGCACUUUCUUAUAAAAUAUUUCUACCAUUAGUAGGAAGGUUGAAACACU